UGGUGAUCAUGCAGGCCCAUGGCCUAGACCAGUGGCCCACAUUGCACUUGGUGGGCGCGCUGGUCUACCAUCUCCCCAAGAGGGAGAGUGGACGUCAUAAUUUGUGGUAGAGGGGGUACGCGUUCGCGCGGCCCCUGCCAAUUCUAACAAAUUAAACUUUGGUCCCUGGGCCUGCAUUAAAAGUUGUUUUUGGUCCGGCUUCGAGCCUUCAACGCGGCCCGUUUAAUCGGCCCAUAAGAUGGGCAGUGUCUGUUUCAGUCACAGAUUUCGGCCCAUUUCGCAGUUCCUCCUUCCUCGUCGGGGAGACAGGGAGAGAUGCUGAGGGUCUCGGAGGACUGGGGACGGCGCUGGGCGGCCCAAGCCGCCGGGUACGGCGACCUCGGCCGCGCCCUCCUCGACUUGCAGGCCGCCGCAGACCAGGUCUUCGACACCGUCUCCAAGCGUACCGCCGAGGAGCGCGAGAAGCUUUCGGCCAUUUCGAUGCGAAUCAAAGCGGCCAAGGCUACAGAUAAGUUUCCCAAAACCAAAGAUGGCACAUAUUUGGAGAAUCUUUUACAGACAGCAAACCAUCCAGCUCUGGGAAACCAUUUGGCAUCUGACACCAAGAGUGAUGAAUUGCCACCUCCACCACCGAGUCUACUACCAAAACACCUUGCAAGGACUCAAUUUGUCAACAUUGACAGCUUGCCUUCACCUGUUCUUCAAUUCUUCAUGUCAUGCUCAUGCAUGAACGCAGGAAUUCUGAAUACCACUGCUUACUGGGAAGACAAAAUUGCAAUGAGUUAGAGAAAGCACUUAGCACAUGUACCCAAUAAAAAAAAGGCAAUAACUUUGUAUUGUGACCCUUAUUGUAAAAAGCUUAAUGAGCAAUUGCUUUAGAUUGGAAUGUAUAUUGUUCUUCGAAAUAGUUCUUGAUUGAAUGUAAUCCUUCCGAAGUUGAGAACUAUUUCGAGCUGAGUUCCACCUUUUGUUUUCCUUGAUACAGGAAACAGUCCAUUUCUCUAUUAACAGUCUUAUUUGCUUAUUGCCUUAA
Sorghum bicolor (sorghum) is the source of this 1033-nucleotide messenger RNA. RefSeq lists its product as uncharacterized. Bases 316 to 786 code for a protein of 156 amino acids. The transcript has 5 exons. NCBI's taxonomy places the organism in Eukaryota, Viridiplantae, Streptophyta, Magnoliopsida, Poales, Poaceae. The record is from RefSeq and is a predicted model, not a curated record.